Closterium sp. Yama58-4 is the source of this 1191-nucleotide messenger RNA. Lineage: Eukaryota; Viridiplantae; Streptophyta; Zygnematophyceae; Desmidiales; Closteriaceae. The record is from the annotation of a GenBank genome assembly.
AUGCCGCAUUCCUCUGAAGCCGUUGACUCAUCGGCCUCCCAAUCCGCGUCGCCCGGCAUGCAGCCAUGGUCGCAAGAGUUCACAGACCACUUUCGCCAGCACUUCCUGCUAAAGCACCUGGGAGCUGCUGCAUUCUCCCAGAAUACUUCAUACAACCAACACACUCAAGAUUUGAAGCAGCAGCAGCAGCGUUCCGAGGGCGUGGGAUCAGCUGCGCUCGCGUUCGGAGGGCUGUCGUAUGAGGAGUGCAUGAAGGCGUUCCUCGCCCCCAAUGCUCGCUGCUGCCUCCCACCAGCCCCACCCUGCCUCUCAUCCCUCGCCACCCCUCCCUCUGCCUCCCAAGCUCCUCUUGCUUCCCAGUCUCCUCUUGCUGCUUCCCAAGCCGCCACCUCCACUGCUGCACCUGAUCGUACCACCAAGUUCGCACAUGAAGCCUUCCCCGUCGCUGCUGCCUCCACCGCCGCUGCUCUCCAUCGUUCAUUGAAGCGGCCAAGAGACGACUGCUCCGGUUGGGGAACUGACCAGCCGCCGCCGGGUGGACGUGAAAGCCAUUUGCUGCGAGGCAGGGUGGUGAAAGGCGGGGUGGCGUGUAGCACGGAGCGCCGGCUUGAGUCGGUGGCAGAGCAGUUCCAGCAGCAGGGGGAGAGCAGCUGCAUGCAGGCAGAGGAAGAAGCCCUUUUGGAGGCGCUGCUGCAGGAGGAGCAUCGCCAGCAGACGGGAGGAGCAGGGAGCAGGGCGCAGCGGGUGUUGUGGCCGCGCGUUGGGUCGGAGAGUGCCCUUCUAGACGACGUGCUGUUGGGGUGCAGCGGCGACGAACCUGCCUUCACGCAAUGUGCUGCCCUGUCUGCUCCUCCGCCCACCCAGCCACACGAAGCGCUGCCAGCGCCAGUGCUGUCCCAGCUCGCUGCUCUGUCUGGCUCCGCUCCCUGCAUUGGGGAUUUCGCAUUGCUGCCAAUUGAAUGGCCCUGCGUUGGGUCGGAGAGUGCCCUUCCAGACGACGUGCUGCUGGGAGUCUGCUGCGAGAACCCUGCCUCUGCGCAACGUGCUGCUCUCUCUGCUCCUCCGCCCACCCAGCCACUCGCAGCACCAUUGCCUUCGCCUUUCGCUGAUCUGCCUGGCCCCGCUCCUGGCAGCGCGAGCAAGCGCAUUACAGCGAUGCUUGCUGGGAGUGCGUGUGGCACACAGGAGUAG